Messenger RNA from Cricetulus griseus (Chinese hamster), 496 nucleotides. NCBI's taxonomy places the organism in Eukaryota, Metazoa, Chordata, Mammalia, Rodentia, Cricetidae. The record is from RefSeq and is a predicted model, not a curated record.
GUGCUGUUGGUGAGUAGCAGUCGGUAUCCAGACCAGUGGAUUGUCCCAGGAGGAGGGAUGGAGCCAGAGGAGGAGCCUGGUGGCGCUGCCGUGAGAGAAGUAUAUGAAGAGGCUGGAGUCAAAGGAAAAUUGGGCAGACUCCUGGGAAUAUUCGAGCAGAAUCAAGACCGGAAGCACAGAACUUAUGUUUAUGUUCUGACAGUCACUGAAAUAUUGGAAGACUGGGAAGAUUCUGUUAAUAUCGGAAGGAAGAGAGAGUGGUUCAAAGUAGAAGAUGCAAUCAAAGUUCUUCAGUGUCAUAAGCCUGUCCAUGCAGAGUAUCUGGAAAAACUGAAGCUGGGGUGUUCUCCAACCAAUGGAAAUUCCACGGUCCCUUCCCUCCCAGAUAACAAUGCCUUGUUUGUGACUGCUGCACAGCCUUCCGGGGUGCCAUCCAGUAUAAGAUAGAAAGCUGGGACCCCUCCCCCCACCGUGUAAUGUCACAGGGAGAGGCCGA